GAAUAAUAAGCAGCAGAGAAGCGUUAUGAAACCCGGCAUGAGCAGCUUGUGUAACACGUUCACAUACCAAACAGUCCUUCAUCGGUUUUGUAACGUAGGUCGCUGCUGCUUUGUGUCGGGAGUUUUUAUUUAUGAUGACGUGUUCCGGUUUUUACAAAUAAUAAAUACGUCGUGUAUGAUCAAUACGUUAAAAAGUGGCAGCUUAAGUGAAAUAUGUCUGUAGUCGGAGAUAUGAAAGUCAUUGAUCAGGUCCGAGAGUUGUUAAGAGAGCUGAUACUGGGUCGUGAAGAUCCGGACGGGUUCUUCUGUCUCUGUCUGUCAUUGCUGGGGGACACAGAGACCCGAACACUGUUUCUGGACCUGAUCAAACCUCUUUUACCUGCACAUGAACAUCUUCACAGUCAACUGACUGCCAUGUUUCUGGACUAUUUCUCAAAGGAUGAAGAAGAUGAAUUCGAGUUGGCACUAACACUUUCUCUUCAUGAAACCAAACAAGAGAUGCAGACCUCAGAUCAUCAUCCUUGUGUGACUUUCAAAAAUAAACCGGAGAAACAGCUGAUCUCAAAAUGUACCAUAGACAAUGCACCACAUAAAACCACAUCUACUAUAAAGGAGCAAAAUCCCAAACAACAUUUUGGUGAGAACAAUGACAACAGCAUUCAAGUCAAAAACUCUGACCAAUCAAGGUCACAGAGGCGACGUCAACGUAAAAAGCAGAAUUUGUUAAAGAACCCAUCAGGCCCACGACCUGUUCUGCUGUGGCUCAGACGGGACCUCCGUAUGCGGGAUAACCCUGCUCUGAUUGGUUGCCUGGAGCUUGGAGCACCAAUCAUACCUGUGUACCUGUGGAAUGAGGUGGAGGAAGAGGGUCCGGGGGUCACCGUCACAGCUGGUGGAGCAUCAAAAUACUGGCUGCAUCAUGCGCUCGUGAGUCUUAACGUCUCUCUUGAGCAGCGUGGGAGCCAUCUGGUGACCUGUAAGGCAGAGACGUCAUGUUUGGUGACGCUGCAGGGGUUGAUAGCAGAGACAGGGGCAGGAUCAGUUGUGGCAACUGCCCUGUAUGAGCCGUGGCUGAAGGAACGAGAUGACAACGUGUGGGAGACACUGGAAAAACAAGGAAUUAAGUGCCACGUCUACCACUCCUACUGUCUAAGAGACCCAUACACGGUCACCACACGGGGUGUUGGACUACGAGGUAUUGGCUCUGUCUCCCACUUCAUGAGCUGCUGUCAGCAGAAUCUUGUCAGUUCACCGAGUACUCCGCUGGAUUCCCCUGGCGCUCUGCCUGUUCCCUCAUCGUGGCCUCAGGGAUGCCCACUCGUAGACCUGGGGCUGGCACGUAUGCCACGCAGAAAAGAUGGCACAGAGAUCGACUGGGCUGUGAACAUUCGAAGCUCAUGGGACUUCAGUGAGGAAGGGGCACAUGCUUGUCUUGAGGCUUUCCUACGAGAUGGUGUGUACCGGUAUGAGAAGGAGUCAAGUCGUGCAGAUGCCCCCAACACCAGCUCUCUGUCUCCAUAUCUGCACUUCGGGCAGCUGAGUGCACGCUGGGUGUUAUGGGAUGCCCGUGGGGCUCGCUGCAGACCUCCGAAAUUCCAGCGCAAACUAGCCUGGAGGGAUCUGGCGUACUGGCAGCUUUGUCUUUUUCCAGACCUGCCCUGGGAGUCGGUCAGACCACCAUACAGGGCUCUCCGCUGGAGUUCAGAUCGCGCCCAUCUGAAAGCGUGGCAGCGUGGGGGCACAGGAUACCCGCUGGUAGAUGCAGCGAUGAGACAACUGUGGCAAACCGGCUGGAUGAACAACUACAUGAGACACGUGGUGGCCUCCUUCCUCAUUGCCUAUCUGCAUAUACCUUGGCAGGAAGGAUAUCGCUGGUUUCAGGAUACGCUGGUAGAUGCUGAUGUGGCCAUAGAUGCCAUGAUGUGGCAGAAUGGAGGAAUGUGUGGCCUGGAUCACUGGAAUUUUGUCAUGCACCCUGUUGAUGCAGCGCUGACCUGCGACCCCUAUGGGAAUUAUGUGCGGCAGUGGUGUCCUGAACUGAAGGAACUUCCUGAUGGUCUCAUCCAUAAACCAUGGAAAUGUCCAGCCUCAAUGCUGCGAAGAGCAGGUGUGAUCUUAGCGGAAAAUUACCCAGAACGGAUGGUUGUUGAUCUUGAGGAGCGACGUGCACAGUCUCUUCAGGAUGUCACGUCUGUGAGAAGGUCUUUUAAAGAGUUUGUAGACCAGCGCUCAGGCUGUGAUCUGGUCCCUCUGCCUCCCAGACUCGUGCAUGAAGCUUUAGAUGGUACAGAGGACGUUAUGAGUUGUGAAGGAUCUGGGUUCCUCCUUCCAGUAAUCACACGCAUGGAGUUCAAACAUCAGUUUGAUGGUCCAGACGGUCAAAGCAACCCGCACAGUGCCGUGUUAAAGGGUUACGUCAGCCGUAAGCGUGAUGAAACGAUCGCUUUUUUGAACGAGCGAGACUUCACGGCCAGUGUGAUGAGUGAGAACGCACAGCGUAGAGAGAGGUUAGAGAGAGACUGUCGUCUUCUGGAGGGUCUGCCUCCCCCCACAGCAUCACGAGGACGGGCCAGGCGGACCUCAACCAGAGACACUUACAGCAGAGUGCCUGGAGGUGUCGCCAUUCCCCACAAAUAACAGAUUGACUGUAAACCUUUCCACUCUUUUAAAAUGAUUGUGGUUACAAUUGUUACGAUGAGGAAUAUUUAUUGAAACUUUCUUCUCUUUGGUUGGUUAUUAUUCUACAAAGAAUCUGUUUAGGUUUUUUACUCAAGCCUAAGCUAGUAUUGCUUGUAUCUCAGGUAGGGGUGUCACAAUAUACCGGUAUUGACAAUACCAUUACAUAAACCCCAAAUGUUUUCAGAUAUCACGGAAAUAGUGCACAUGUCAAUAUCGUAUAAAAUCAGCAACCAUUGACAUUUUUACCUUAAGAGCCAGAGUGGUGUUUUUCUGCCUCCCUACUCUUGUUUUUUUUUUAUAUAUAUAUAAUUUAUUGAUCAAAAUAAAUAAAACAAACAAUACUUAAGAUAAAUUACACUAAUAGUAUUGUUAAUUUAUUUAAUUAAUAGAUAUUGCAAUAAUAUUGUUUUCCGCGAGCUCUUAGCAACGGGAACUGUGUAUUGGAGUUUUGAUACCGUGACAUGCUUAAUCUCAGGGUUGGGUUUACAAUUUACAUUUAUUUAUUUAGCCUUCGCUUUUAUUCAAACUUAGAAAUUUAACAUUUAGUCAAAGAGUUAAAAUCAAGUGCAUUUUACAAAGUCAUGUUUACAAGUAGGACUAGAGGUUUUAGCUAGAAAAUGUUUUAUUUACAUUUUAAAGGCUUUGUUUACAAUAAAAGCAUACAUUUACACAGUGAAAGCUUUAUCAUACUUGGACAACAAUGGUUUGACAUAAUUUUCCUUAUAAUUUGUGCUACAGACACGAAUGAUACCUCAAAUCACAUGUACUGUUUAGAAGUGUGCUAUUACUUUAUAAGCUAUCUGAUAUUUUGCUGGUUGCAAUAAAUUUGAGCAAAAAUCUCAGACUUGCAUUGAAAAAGACUCAAGUCAUAUAUAAUGCUUAGAAUAUCUGAGAGAUCAAAAAAUAUAAUUUGUAUUAUCAAUUUGCAUGAUCAGAUUCUGUCAUAUGCAGCUGUGACCAGCCUAUUUUUUAUGCAUUUAAUUUUCUUGAUGUUUUUAUAUCAAAACAGAUACAGUAGAACAGAGGUAUUCAACUUUUUUUAGACCAAGGACCCUUAAUGUAUAGAGAGGAGGAAGGACCCCUAGUACAUGAUCAAAUUAAGACUGUAUUACGUUACAAAUAUAUUAAAAUAUUAUAUAUUUUAUUAUAUACAUAUUAAAUAUAUUUUUUUCUGUAUAAACAUACAGCAUACUACAAAACAUUUUAAAUUUACUGAAUAGAUUUUAACAGAGAAACCUUAAUUUCAUUCGUUUUAUAUUAUUUUAUAUGGGAACAUUCAUUUCAAUCAAGCAUUUAUAAUUUUUAUAAGACUAUUAAUGCCUAAUUUCUUUUUCCAAAAUAAUUAUUUUGAAUUCAAAGAAUAUUUGGAGGACCC
Paramisgurnus dabryanus is the source of this 4054-nucleotide messenger RNA. The record is from RefSeq and is a predicted model, not a curated record. NCBI's taxonomy places the organism in Eukaryota, Metazoa, Chordata, Actinopteri, Cypriniformes, Cobitidae.